UGCCGUGGCAGCGGUCUGUUGUACUCGAGCAAAAAUGAGGCUAAAGAGGCUCCAUAUUCGCUACUAUCCUCCAGGUAUAAUUCUGGACUACGUGGCAGGAGGACAGGAGAAAAGCAGAUGCAUUGACCUGCUACACUUAACACCAACCACCAACGUGAAUGAGUUGUUAUCAGAAAUCAGAAGAAUUGAGCCAUUAAUCACCGACUCACGUACCGACCAGGUGAAAGUGUUGAUUAAACGGUUACAGGACAAACUAAGCCAACCAGAUGAGCGCAACUUUUACCUGUUUAAGGCGCUUCGGGCUCACAUCCUGCCUCUUACCAAUGUCGCCUUCAAUAAAUCAGGGUCGAGUUUCAUAACCGGGAGCUAUGACAGGACAUGUAAAAUAUGGGACACUGUGUCUGGAGAGGAACUGCACACACUGGAGGGGCACAGAAAUGUUGUUUAUGCCAUUGCAUUCAAUAAUCCCUAUGGCGAUAAAAUAGCUACAGGCUCCUUCGAUAAGACCUGCAAAUUAUGGAGUGCUGAAACUGGAAAGUGUUUUUACACGUUCAGAGGACACACAGCAGAAAUCGUCUGUGUAUCCUUCAACCCCCAGAGUACCCUGGUUGCCACAGGCAGCAUGGACACUACAGCUAAAUUAUGGGAUGUGGAGGAUGGUAAAGAGGUUUCCACCCUAGAGGGUCAUUCUGCUGAGAUAAUAUCUCUCUCCUUCAACACGGUUGGGAAUCGUUUAGUCACUGGCUCGUUUGAUCACACUCUUAUACUGUGGGAUGUACCAUCAGGGAGGCGACUACACACUCUGAUAGGGCACAGGGGAGAAAUCAGUAGUGUGCACUUUAACUGGGAUUGUUCCCUUAUCGUCUCUGCCUCUAUGGACAAAAGCUGCAAGGUGUGGGAUGCUGAGAGUAGCCAGUGUUUGGCCACUUUAUUCGGUCAUGAUGAUGAGGUGCUUGACGUUUGCUUUAAUUAUACCGGUCAACUCAUUGCAACAGCCUCAGCUGAUGGUACAUCCAGGGUGUUUAACGCAGAAACUUACCAGUGCAUGUGUAAACUAGAGGGUCAUGAAGGAGAGAUAUCUAAGGUAUGCUUUAACCCACAGGGGACACGUGUGCUUACAGCAAGUGCGGACAGGACAGCACGUGUGUGGUGUGUAAACUCUGGCUCAUGUCUGCAGGUUUUGGAGGGACACACUGAUGAGAUCUUCUCCUGCGCUUUUAACUAUGAAGGAGACACCAUCAUUACAGGCAGUAAAGAUAAUACCUGUCGGAUCUGGCGUUAACUACUGUACAGGACAACCUUCAGUAUUAACAAACACACGUUUUAGAGCUGUUCGCCAUUCUGGUUUGCAUAUAGAGGUUGACUUUAAGUGCGGAAUAUCUGCAUGUACACCAUGUACACAUGCAUAUACUAGUAGUGUAAUAUAGGAAAUCCUCCUAUUAAGUCUAUUUGUAUCUCAUAUUCACACAGCAUUUGCUUCUUCAUUUGCUUUUUUCAAUUCUGAUGCCAAGCAUUUCAUUAUAACUCCAGCCAGGUGUCUGCCAACACUCAAUCAUGUAAUAUGUGUAGGUAUGUGUUAUUACUAGGUUCAAAUAAAAUCGUUGUAGAUUUUCAAAUAAACUCAAACUAUUUUAGGUA
Clarias gariepinus (North African catfish) is the source of this 1638-nucleotide messenger RNA. RefSeq names its product dynein assembly factor with WDR repeat domains 1 (gene daw1). The transcript is spliced from 14 exons. Lineage: Eukaryota; Metazoa; Chordata; Actinopteri; Siluriformes; Clariidae. The record is from RefSeq and is a predicted model, not a curated record. Gene Ontology annotation, molecular function: protein binding. Bases 35 to 1282 code for a protein of 415 amino acids.